AUGGAACAUGAAGGUCAUCCUGUAGUUGUUUUUUUUCUCCAAAAGGUGAAACAGAGAACAUUCCAAUAUUUUGAAGCAAUUGAUGAGAUUAUAACCAAAGGACGUGACAUUACACCGAAAUAUACAUCUGGUACAGGAUUUGAUCGAGAUAUGAUGUAUUUUCUUAAAAAAAAUCUCAAAUGCUGCAAUGUUGAUGUACAGCUUGAACAGAAUUCUGUUGAAAUUGCUUUAUUUGCAGAGAUUGCAAACAAUCUUGCAGGCAAAGUUAACCUGUGUUUGAAUGCUAUAGAUUGUGAACCAUUAGGCAUGCUUGCAUAUCCACUACAGUCAUACCAUGUGGCUUUUCCAUCUGGACGUCAGUCUGGUCUGUGA
Molecule: messenger RNA, 372 nt
Organism: Mya arenaria
Lineage: Eukaryota; Metazoa; Mollusca; Bivalvia; Myida; Myidae
Exons: 3
Coding region: 1-372 (123 amino acids)
Source: RefSeq, a predicted model, not a curated record